Cynara cardunculus var. scolymus (artichoke) is the source of this 3550-nucleotide messenger RNA. Its product is annotated as protein unc-13 homolog. Bases 1 to 3003 code for a protein of 1000 amino acids. The transcript has 5 exons. Lineage: Eukaryota; Viridiplantae; Streptophyta; Magnoliopsida; Asterales; Asteraceae. The record is from RefSeq and is a predicted model, not a curated record.
AUGGCGUCUCUCUUCAGUAGAGAAAGGAUUCUCGGCCAAUCCAAGAGAGACUCCGCCGGCUCCGCCAUGAAUGGAACCACCAACAGCUUCCGCUUCACCUCUGCCGCCGCCGCCGCACCCACCACUUUAGAUCCAUUACCAUCUCCAUUUGGUGACCUCACACCAACUCUAUCUUCUACCGACCUCCGUGAAACGGCCUACGAGAUCUUUGUUGCAGUUUGUCGUACAUCCACUGGAAAAGCCCUCAGUUACACUUCCAGCAACGCAUCAGCGUAUACUCCUGAUCGAUCUUCGCAGUCGCCAUCACUAUCGGGCUCACCGUCGCAGAGAUCGAUCACUUCUGCUGCCGCGUCUAAGAUGAAGAAGGCGCUGGGACUCCGAUCUAGUUCGAGUGCCGGUAGUCCAGGCUCGGCUGGCUCCGGUACGGGGUCCGGUGGGAAGGGUAAGAAAACGGUGAUGACGAUAGGAGAGCUAAUGAGGAUUCAGAUGAAGAUUUCUGAGGCUGCCGAUUCCAGAAUUCGAAGGGCAUUGUUAAGAAUUUCUGCUGGUCAGGUUGGGAGGCGAGUUGAGUUGAUGGUUCUUCCACUAGAGCUGUUGCAGCAGUUCAAAGCUUCAGAUUUUACUGACCACCAAGAGUAUGACAUGUGGCAGAAGAGAAACUUGAAAAUGUUGGAGGCUGGACUUCUUCUACACCCUCAUGUACCACUUGGAAACUCCAACACUGCUUCUCAGAGGUUGCGACAAAUUAUUCAUGGUGCAUUGGACAAGCCAAUCGAGACUGGAAGGAACAACGAGCCCAUGCAAGUCCUACGUAGUGCUGUUAUGUCCCUUGCCAACAGGUCGUCUGAUGGAUUGUCAGAAUCAUGCCAUUGGGCAGACGGGUUUCCUCUGAAUCUCCGACUCUAUGAGAUCCUUCUAGAAACCUGCUUUGAUGCUAAUGAUGAAUCAUCUAUUAUAGAGGAAGUUGAUGAGCUCAUGGAACUUAUAAAGAAAACAUGGGGAAUUCUGGGCAUAAACCAAAUGCUUCAUAACAUAUGCUUUUCCUGGGUCCUAUUUAAUCGUUUUGUUGGAACUGGACAAGUAGAUAAUGAUCUGCUUUAUGCUGCUGAUUGUCAGCUAGUAGAAGUCGCAAAAGAUGCAAAGACAACCAAGGAUCCAGCAUAUGCUAAAAUCUUGAGUUCUACACUCACUUCGAUACUGGGUUGGGCCGAAAAAAGACUUCUUGCUUAUCACGACACAUUUGAUAAAGAAAAUGUUAAUUCUAUGCAAAGCAUUGUUUCUCUAGGGGUAUCAGCAGCUAAAAUCUUGGUAGAAGAUAUAUCUAACGAGUAUCGUCGCAGAAGGAAAAACGAUGUUGAUGUGGCUCGAAGUAGGACUGAUACAUACAUCAGGUCAUCACUCCGCACUGCUUUUGCUCAGAUAAUGGAGAAGGCAGAUUCAAGCAGGAGGGCAUCACGAAACCAGCCAAACCCACUUCCUGUCCUUGCUAUUCUUGCAAAAGAUGUUGGUGAACUAGCUAACAAAGAAAAGAAAAUGUUCAGUCCUAUACUAAAAAGAUGGCAUCCUCUUGCUGCUGGUGUGGCUGUUGCCACUCUUCAUGUUUGUUAUGGGAAUGAGCUAAAGCAAUUUAUUUCGGGUAUAACUGAGUUAACGCCAGAUGCAGUGCAAGUUUUAAGAGCUGCAGAUAAGUUAGAGAAAGAUCUUGUGCAAAUAGCAGUCGAAGACUCUGUCGACAGUGAUGAUGGUGGGAAGGCAAUCAUUCGUGAAAUGCCACCAUUUGAAGCUGAAGCUGCAAUAGCCAACUUAGUUAAAGGUUGGACUAAGAUGAGACUAGACAGGCUGAAGGAGUGGGUAGACAGAAAUCUCCAGCAAGAGGUGUGGAAUCCACGAGCUAAUCAAGAAGGAUAUGCUCCCUCGGCUGUUGAAGUAUUGCGUAUUAUAGAUGAAACUUUGGAUGCCUUCUUUCAGCUGCCGAUUCCCAUGCAUCCAGCAUUGUUGCCUGAUUUAAUUGUUGGCCUGGAUAGAUGUCUUCAGUAUUACACAAGCAAGGCUAAAUCAGGCUGUGGAUCAAGAAAUACAUUCAUUCCCACGAUGCCCGCAUUGACCAGAUGUGCAACAGAGACAAAAUUUCAUGGUGUUUUUAAGAAGAAAGAGAAACCAGCCAAUUUACAGAGACGGAACUCUCAGGUUGCAACAACGAAUGGGAAUAAUAAUGCUUUUGGAGUACCGCAGAUAUGUGUACGUAUAAAUACUCUGCAACGCAUCCGUACGGAACUGGAGGUUUUAGAGAAGAGAAUCCUAACCCUUUUGCGGAACUCAGAAUCCGCUCAUGUUGAGGACUUCUCAAAUGGUUUGGGAAAGAAAUUUGAGCUCACCCCGGCUGCUUGUUUAGAAGGGAUUCAACAACUAUGUGAGGCUAUGGCUUACAAGAUUGUCUUCCAUGAUCUUAGCCAUUCUCUCUGGGACGGUCUUUAUGUUGGUGAGCUAUCAUCUUCCACAAUUGAAUCUUUCCUUCAGGAGCUAGAACAGAACUUGAUGGUUAUUGCAGAAACUGUGAAUGAAAGAGUCCGAACACGUUUAGUUGCUGAAAUAAUGAAAGCAUCUUUUGAAGGGUUUUUGUUGGUAUUGCUUGCUGGCGGACCAUCUCGUUCUUUUACUCGACAAGAUUCACAAAUAAUUGAAGAUGACUUUAAGUCCCUUAAAGAUCUCUUCUGGGCAAAUGGCGAUGGGUUGCCAAUGGACGUAAUCAACAAGUUUUCAGCUACAGCGAGAGAUGUUCUUCCACUUCUGCGAACAGAUACAGAGACCAUUAUUGAGCGGUUCAGACGUUUGACUCUAGAGGCAUACGGUUCAUCUGCCAAAUCCAGACUCCCAUUACCUGCAACUUCAGGUCAGUGGAGUCCAUCUGAUCCAAACACGCUUCUUCGUGUUUUGUGCUAUCGAAACGAUGAUGCGUCUUCGAAAUUCCUCAAGAAGACCUACAACUUGCCAAAGAAACUAUGAUAAUUCCUUUAAAAAUUGGCCACGAUUACUGGGUUUUUCCACAAAUCACCAGCGUAGUAAACCUGCAUAGCUCUGCUUAUGUUCACUAUUUUUAAAGAUUCUGCUCUUCAGUUGUCCAUCUACGUUGGCUACAAAAUAAGCAGACUUUCGUCAAGGAAGGUUAUAUUUCUGUACAGUUAAUCUUCGAGCAUCUUCGUUAUUGAAUCAAUCCCACUUUUUAGAUUCAGCUUGCAAGCAUGAACGAAGCCUCGAAGUCAAAGACAAGGUAACAUGUGAAGAUUCAUUAUUGUUGUCAUUAGGUCAGUGUCUAUAUAAGUUCUUCGGAUCCUUUUACUUGCUUCUAGGCUGCAUUGCUUGAUUGUUUCAUUUUGAUGGAAAUAUUUGCUUCUCUUUUGCGACUUUAUUCUCAAUAGAUGUAGUUGGUGCCAAAUCAAUAUUAGGUAUUUAUUUAUCAUGUAUAGUAUUAUACUUAACGCAACGGUUUUGUUUGCUAUAUGCUAAGAAUUUCUUGUAUGUUUAAUAGGAGUUUGGAUUUCCUGUUUGUUAA